UUUGUCGCCGAGUCGCCGACCACACAUACACAUCCACUCCUCCUAGCCAUUUAUCACAUUAUAAACCAAAGCCUAUCCCUUCUCAUCUAUUCCAUUUCGUGCUCAUUCUUGAAUUGAAUGGCACAAACCGUACAGAAGCGCAAGAGACCAACUGGUGCCACACAAGAGGAUAGCUCAGAAGAACCCGGGCCCUCCAAGCGGCCCAAACACCCAACAGCGCGUAAGAGCACUGGUAGGGAGAAACCCGCUCCUGCUUCUGCAAAGGGUGGAAAAAUACGAGCCUCGAACGCAGGCGCAGAGGACGAGCGGGAUCAACAGCGGAAGAAACGUCGUUAUCGCCCUGGUACUCUCGCAUUACGCGAAAUUCGGAAGUAUCAACGGAGCACAGACUUGCUGUUGCGCAGGCUUCCUUUCUCGCGCGUGGUACGUGAAAUCGCGAUGGAUAUGAUGACAGACACGAAUUAUGAGAGAGGGGAGACUGGACUAAGGUGGCAGAGCUCAGCAAUCAUGGCUUUACAAGAAGCUACUGAGGCAUUCUUGGUUCAUUUGUUCGAGGAUGCUAAUUUGUGUGCAAUACACGCCAAACGCGUAACAAUCAUGCAGCGCGACAUUCAGCUUGCUCGAAGAAUAAGGGGGCCGUGGGGUGGUUUGGGGUAG
Suillus plorans is the source of this 657-nucleotide messenger RNA. Its product is annotated as histone-fold-containing protein. Gene Ontology annotation, molecular function: DNA binding; structural constituent of chromatin; protein heterodimerization activity. Gene Ontology annotation, cellular component: nucleosome. Bases 118 to 657 code for a protein of 179 amino acids. The record is from RefSeq and is a predicted model, not a curated record. The transcript has 4 exons. Lineage: Eukaryota; Fungi; Basidiomycota; Agaricomycetes; Boletales; Suillaceae.